AGUUUGCGUGUGAACCACGAGUCGGCUCGGCGCGGGCGUGAAUACAUUUCUCUGCUGGUAUAAUCUAUCGCAUCUCUUCAUCGCUACGCUGUUAUGCACACACAGCGAGGAGCCACGGCUAGCGCGCUCGCCCAUGUUAGCUCAUAAGUCUGCCGUCGAUUGCAUCGGUCGCUUGUCGAACGACCGCGCAUUUCGUGCCGAGAAUAACAAACAUCUUUAAAGCACAUAAAACGAUUCCAUAUGUGGAUGGGACGUGCAAACGUGUGGUAAUGGUAAUGUGUUCCAACGCUCCCGAGGAUACCAGUGUUCAGUGUGCAGAAUAUCAUCGCGACGACUCCACAUUUUGAUUGACUCUAAAGUGAUGCCGGGCCACGCAGGGAGCCCAUAUUGGGCGGCUAUUGAUUUCGAUAGCGAAGGCGAUGAUGAUCAGACCCCACCGCCGAACCAACGGGUAUACCUGGAUCCAUGGGACAAUGAAGCUUAUGGAAUGAUGCAGGCGGAAACAGCAGAGUCCAGCCAAGGAGAAAAUUUAAACUCUUUUGCUGGUGAACCUGUCAGUGCCAGUUUUUAUUACGUCCCAACCAAAACUUAUGACUCUACUGAAGAAGCUCCAGCACCACCUAGAAGAAAUACAAGUAUAACACCUCCACAAGAAAUGAUUCCCCCUGACUAUCCUAUCUAUGGGAGAAAAUUAUCCAGAGCAAUUAUAGCAGAUAUGCACAACGAUAUGGCUAUUUAUGGAGACCGACCGAUGCGUGAGCGCAGAAGAUCCAUGUACAUCGAAGAGCCGGUAUACGCUCCUCACCCAAUUUUGUAUGAACCUCUGUACGGGCCAAUACCACCUCCGCCAGGGUACAUGCCUCCGGCUCCAAGGUCCCGUAUGUCUUUGCCUCACCACCCAGAGUACAUGAUGGCGAAUCUCGGAUACGGCAAGCAUAGAAGACAUUCCAGGUUGACUGAAGCGUACGAGCACUAUGCGUACGAGAGCCUGUCUCCUGACUACGAGGACUGGGCCAGGCCAUUCCCGAAGACUGCCCCUGACAACUUCCACCUAUCCCGAUACGGGCAUCUUCAGAUCGACUACUCGUGCAGCUGGAAUUCGCUCGACAGACUCAUCAGAAACCAUUAAAAUUAUAUCAAAGAAUCAAGACUUGGAGUGGAAUCAAGACGGCGUUGAAGUUCGUUUAUAUUUUUUUACAUUAUGCUCAUGUUAGUAGUAAGAUAAAACUUCAUGUUAUUAUACUCUUUAUAUUUGAUUAAACUAAGUAGGUAAUUAUAUGGAUAGUACCUAGUGUGGUGCUAAAUAUUAGUUAUUGCAAAAAUGCAUAGCCAAAGAUGAAUAAAGGUUUUUGUUUUAAUUUUCGCAAUUUUUUUCUAUACGUUGUACAUCUAUCAGACAGAGAUCAAUAAUGCAAGUUUUGUAUGAUUUUAAAUGAAGUCAUAAUGCGAAGAUGGUAUUUUAAUCACUUACGACCGAUAGAAGCGAACCCAACAAAGCUACCAAUAAAUCGUCUGACAACCGCUUUCUUAUAGCGAUACUAUUAUACCUAUUGCAUCGACUUAUUCAAGUAAUUUCUACUGAAUUAUCAGUGCGGUUAGCUUUCAACUAUAAUAAAGAUUUGCUUUUAAGUAUCAGACAAAACUUUCACUGCCAAUCCAUCAUGUUAAACAUAAUGUCUCAUAAUUAUAUUAUGUAAGCUCAUAAAAUGUAAGUGGAAAUGUGGAUGAUCCUAUUAAAAAUAGACUAAUUACUUAAGAUUUUUAGUAAUGACGGAGUUAGGUAAUACAGAUUGAUUAGAGUAGCACUCUGACCUCAUGGGAGCAUUGAAGUGACAUUGAAGUGGUUCGGUUUUGAGGAAACAAAGCCAUCGUAGAGAGACAAAUACUCUUCUAUUAUCAAUAGUAAUUAUAUUACAUUGAUAUCUUUUUUUAGAAGCAGGAGGUUGGUUGAUAGAUUACAAAUAAAUAUUUUUUUGGCACCUUUCUUUGAUUUUAUAUCAAGGUAAAAUGUCAAUAAAAGCACUCAAGCAAAAUCAUAAUUAAUUUAAAUAAGUAAAUACAUUUGUGAAAACCAUGCCAUUAUUCCAAAGUGAGAUUGUUUGGAUUAAUCAAGUCUCAGUAAAUAUCAUUUAAUCUGGUCCUGAUCAGGAUAAAUGAUAUAAUUACUUCUCUAUUAGGUACCUAUAACUAAUUUGGUGUAAGUAUUUUUUGGAACUGCUCACAAGAACAGUACCAAAUUAGUACCUUUUACUGGUUGAUAUAUCAAGUUUAGACAAUAAUUGGUAAAUAUGUUAGUUUCAUUACUUAAUUCAUGCACAUAAUUAUUACAAAGCCAAAUUCUUUAUCCAUUAAUGAAGAAGCUAUUCACGCUUCAAGGGAUGUACUUGCACAUUUUAAACGAUCGAAUGUAGGCCAUGAUGUAACUUAUGAAUAGUCAAGUAUGUAAUAGUUUUUCAUAACCGCAUUCUUAAUUCAUAGUCACAGCGGUAGAAUCGUGCGAUAUUAGAUAAAUCAACAGAAUUAGAUACAACGCUAUAGAUAAACUUUAAUUACGUUUUUGGUUCAAAAUAAUUGUUAUAAUAUUCGCUUUUGUUGCAAGACGUUUGUUAAGAAUUAUAACGGAUGUUAAGUAACACUUUACAUAAGUAAUAUUGAGAAAUAGAGUGAAUUAAUGGUAGGUACAUUUGUGUACCUACCUAGAGUCAAUAUUAUUUUAAUGGAGAUGACAAUAAAUUCGUAAUAAAAGACAACAUUAUAUUAAGUAACAAAUUAUAUUAAACAUGCCAUGUAAUUUAUGAAAAA
Messenger RNA from Plodia interpunctella (Indianmeal moth), 2802 nucleotides. RefSeq lists its product as uncharacterized. The transcript is spliced from 3 exons. Bases 362 to 1129 code for a protein of 255 amino acids. The record is from RefSeq and is a predicted model, not a curated record. Lineage: Eukaryota; Metazoa; Arthropoda; Insecta; Lepidoptera; Pyralidae.